This is a messenger RNA of Spinacia oleracea (spinach), 2447 nucleotides long. Its product is annotated as luminal-binding protein 4. The coding region runs from base 279 to 2267 and encodes 662 amino acids. Lineage: Eukaryota; Viridiplantae; Streptophyta; Magnoliopsida; Caryophyllales; Amaranthaceae. Gene Ontology annotation, molecular function: ATP-dependent protein folding chaperone; ATP binding. The record is from RefSeq and is a predicted model, not a curated record. The transcript has 6 exons.
AAUAUUUAAUUGGCUAUCACACGCAGUUUGCAACAAUAUUAUGACGUGCAACAAGAUCACUGGGAAGAACAACACUCUAUCAAAUUAACAAUGUCCUUGUCCCAUUCCUCAUAAAACUAACCCCCAAAUCAUAUAUAUAUACAAUCAUUCUUCUAAUUAAUCAUCAUCAAAAAUCUACAUCCAACAAAUAAUCCUGUUGCGAUCUUCAUCUUUUUCCUCUAAUACAAAUUCCACUGAAUUAUUUAUUGUAAAGGUGACACAAAUUUUGAUCUGUUACAAUGCGUUUCUCGUCGAAGAAUUUGGCAUUGUACCUUCUUCUCCUCUUUGUUUCAGAAUUUUUGCUAGGAGUAACAGUAGCAGCAGAUGAUCAAACAGUAAAAGGAACAGUGAUUGGAAUAGAUUUGGGAACAACAUAUUCAUGUGUUGGUGUUUAUAAAGAUGGUCAUGUUGAAAUCAUAGCCAAUGAUCAAGGUAACAGGAUCACACCUUCAUGGGUGGCUUUCACAGACACCGAGCGGUUAAUCGGAGAAGCGGCGAAGAAUCAAGCUUCCCUUAACCCUGAACGAACCAUUUUCGAUGUCAAGCGACUUAUUGGUAGAAAGUUUGAUGACCCUGAUGUUCAAAGAGAUAUGAAGAUGUUGCCUUAUAAGGUAGUGAACAGAGAUGGGAAGCCUUAUAUUCAGGUGAAAGUUAAGGAUGGUGAAGUUAAAGUGUUUAGCCCUGAAGAAAUCAGUGCUAUGAUCUUGCAAAAGAUGAAGGAAACAGCUGAAUCUUUUCUUGGGAAAUCUGUCAAACAUGCAGUUGUCACUGUUCCAGCUUAUUUCAAUGAUGCCCAAAGGCAAGCCACUAAGGACGCAGGAGUAAUAGCCGGGUUGAACGUGGCUCGUAUCAUCAACGAGCCCACAGCAGCAGCAAUUGCUUAUGGGUUAGACAAAAAAGGAGGAGAGAUGAACAUCUUGGUGUAUGAUCUUGGUGGUGGAACUUUUGAUGUGAGCAUUUUGACAAUUGACAAUGGUGUGUUUGAGGUUCUUUCAACUAGUGGAGACACCCACUUGGGAGGUGAGGACUUUGACCACAGGAUCAUGGAUUAUUUCAUCAAGUUGAUCAAGAAGAAGCACAACAAGGACAUAACCAAGGAUAAGAAGGCGCUCGGAAAGUUGAGGAGGGAAUGUGAGAGGGCUAAGAGGGCACUCAGUAGCCAACACCAAGUUAGGAUUGAGAUUGAAGCUCUUGUUGAUGGGACUGAUUUCUCUGAGCCUUUGACUAGGGCGAGGUUUGAGGAGUUGAACAUGGACUUGUUUAAGAAGACAAUGAAUCCUGUCAAGAAGGCUAUGCAAGAUGCAGGGUUAAAGAAGACUGAAAUCAAAGAGAUUGUACUUGUUGGUGGAAGUACUAGGAUCCCUAAGAUUCAGCAGCUUUUGAAGGAUUUCUUUGAUGGUAAGGAGCCUAGCAAGGGUGUAAACCCCGAUGAGGCUGUCGCCUUCGGUGCUGCUGUUCAAGGUGGUGUUCUCAGUGGUGAAGGAGGUGAAGAAACUCAAGGUCUUCUUCUUCUGGAUGUGGCUCCUUUGAGUUUGGGUAUUGAGACUGUUGGUGGAGUGAUGACUAAAUUGAUCCCAAGGAAUACAGUCAUUCCAACUAAGAAAUCUCAAGUCUUCUCCACUUAUCAGGACCAGCAAAGCAUAGUUGAUAUUAAGGUGUUUGAAGGUGAAAGAACCUUGACUAAGGAUUGCCGUGAACUUGGCAGAUUCCAACUCUCUGGCAUUCCACCCGCUCCAAGGGGAGUACCACAAAUUGAGGUGACCUUUGAGGUGGAUGCCAAUGGUAUUCUCCAUGUAACAGCAGAGGACAAGGCAGCUAAGAACAAGCAAACCAUAACCAUAACCAACGACAAGGGCCGUCUAAGCCAAGAAGAAAUAGACCGAAUGGUCAAAGAGGCAGAGGAGUUUGCCGAGGAGGAUAAGAAGGUGAGAGACAAAGUGGACUCUAGGAACAAGCUUGAGUCGUAUAUCUACAGCAUGAGAAGCACCAUUGAUGAUAAAGAUAAGCUCGCUGAUAAGAUUGACUCUGACGACAAGGAGAAGAUUGACGCUGCCUUGAAAGAAGCUCUUGAGUGGCUAGAUGAUAACCAGAACGCUGAGAAGGAGGACUUUGAAGAGAAGAUGAAAGAAGUUGAAGCUGUUUGUAACCCUGUGAUCAAACAAGCUUAUGAGAAGAGUGGUGGAAAACCUGCUGGUGAUUCUGAAGAAGAGGAUCAUGAUGAAUUGUAGAUACAGUUAACUAAAUUCAGAGGCAUUUUCUUGAUCAAUUCCUUUAUGGUGUUAUUCUAGGAUUUUUGUUCUCCUAAAAGUUGGAUCUUUAGGAUCCAAUAUUGACAUAAUUUUGUUGUUGAUAUACGACACUGUUUGAUUCAGAUUAACAAAGUUCUUUCCCAUUGUUCUUGUUCCUUA